AUGAAAGAUCUAGAUAAAGAUGAUAGAGAAGAAACACGAAGGAAAUUGGUGGCGAUGACGUUUGUCAUAGGUUCGGUUUUGGUUUUAACAAACAUCUCAGUUGUUUACACAUUUCAUUACACCCACCAAACCUCACCGCCGAUGCCCUCCAAACAACCUGCUCUGUCGCCUUCUUGCAUAACCCAAUUCGAAACAGAUGAGAUAUUGAAGAUGGGUUCCAAUCAACCGCCGGCAACUGUUGUACUUCAACCGUAUGUUCUUCUCGGGAAGCACAUCAAUGUCGUGGAUCGACAAAUCCACUCACGUCUACCUCGCCCGUUAAGCGAAGAGAUUUUUGUGCAGUUCUUUGACCAGUGGUGGCGAACAUGCUUCGGUUGGAUAUGAAACAGAUGUCAUGGGUUUGAUCAACUGGUUUUGACUUUUCAUUGAACGACCAGUACGUCGCAUCGUCUUCACUGGAUAAAAUUGUGAGGGUUUAAUGGGCUUUGCAUUCGAGUAAUAUAUGGAGUUACUUCUCAGCUUUGUAUUCGUUUUCAUCCUAUAUUCAAUUUUAGCAGGGGAAGAUUAAUAAGUAAAACAGUUGUGGAAAACUGGUCCAGCCACAAUUGCAGACGCCAUGAUCUAAGGUCUCCCCAUCAUUCUAAACGAUUACAUUGUUGACCAGGAAGUUGGAAAUGUACCCUAUGUAGUGGCAAAUGGAUAUGGGAAAUUUUGAAAGUCACCAAAAGAGAUUGCAGAAAUUGUUGGUGAAUGGUUUGGUCCUAAAGCACAUGAACUCAAGAGUAUGAUAGGGCUUGAUCUGAAUUUAAACUAUUACAGAUCAGUCACAAACAUUGAAUAUUAAAACACAACAUAAAUUCAAUCUGGGCACAUAUCUGUUUCUUUCUGAGAAUUUUUUUUAAGAAGACUCAAAAAGGAUAGAAGAACAAGAGGAUAACAUGAGCAAUGGUACACAAACAUUGAAUAUAAAAAUACAACAUAAAUUCAAUCUGGGCACAUAUCUGUUUCUUUCUGAGAAAUUUUUUUAAAAAGACUCAAAAAGGAUAGAAGAACAAGAGGAUAACAUGAGCAAUGGUACACAAAAAUUAGCCGGAAAAAGAAAUUUAUAGAUAAAAGCAGAUGAAAAGUCAACAUACCCACAGUGUGUAAAUGACGCUAAUUUUCGGUGUCGUUUUCGUGUUAUGCUCUGAUUUUUUCUAUGUUUUCAAAUGAUUCCUUAUUAAAUCAUUAUACUUAAAUUCUGAAUAUAUGUUUUUGUUUGUCUGUGUAGCUUUAAGAAUCCAACAUAUGUGUUUUAAAAAGAGAAUAGAUCUCAGUUUACUUCUACUUUAUUUCAUUUUUAGGCAUCAUACUUUCAUAGUCAACC
Molecule: messenger RNA, 1366 nt
Organism: Lactuca virosa
Lineage: Eukaryota; Viridiplantae; Streptophyta; Magnoliopsida; Asterales; Asteraceae
Source: the annotation of a GenBank genome assembly